Messenger RNA from Brugia malayi, 1236 nucleotides. RefSeq lists its product as uncharacterized. Gene Ontology annotation, molecular function: ferrous iron binding; ferric iron binding; acid phosphatase activity. The transcript has 8 exons. The record is from RefSeq and is a predicted model, not a curated record. Bases 1 to 1236 code for a protein of 411 amino acids. Lineage: Eukaryota; Metazoa; Nematoda; Chromadorea; Rhabditida; Onchocercidae.
AUGUUAACAAUACUACUUUUGUUCUUAAUAAUAGUAUUGGGUGGUGCGGAUGGAUCGCUGAUCUCAAAUGUUGAAGUACAUCAGAUACUUACUACAUCACAGAAAAGUGAACAGUGGAUCAACUUGAAAACAGAAACAAAUACUGGAGAUGAAUGCAAUUUUGGAAGUUACGAAUGUCGAAUGGCCUGUGUAAAUGGCGGUAUAUGUUACAGAAAUGAUUCAAAUAAUCUUCGAUUUUUCCUUGUUGGAGAUACUGGAGGUUUGCCUAUCUAUCCAUAUACCACAUAUGCACAAAAGUUGGUUGCAAAAUCAUUGGCCACAAUUGGAGACGAAAAAAGUAUCCACUUUACUGUUUCGGCUGGUGACAAUAUUUAUUUCACGGGAGUGAAAAAUGAGUUUGACCAACGGUUCCAGGAAACAUUCGAAAAUGUGUACAAAGGCAAAGCGUUACAAAAGCCAUGGUACUUAAUUGCCGGCAAUCAUGACCAUUUUGGAAAUAUUUCGGGACAAAUUGCUUAUACAAGUCGAAGUCAGCGAUGGACAUAUCCGGCAAAUUAUUAUAAAGUAUCCUAUGCAUUCGGGAAGAAUGCCACACUGGUUGAAUUUCUGAUGAUUGAUACCAUUUUGCUUUGUGGUAACACAAGGGAUAUUACAGAAGCUAACUUUGUUGACAUGAUUCUUGCAACUACUAACAAAAAUCCAAAUGCGCCGAAAGAUCCAGCAGCAGCAAAAACAGAACUAGACUGGAUUGAACAGCAGUUAAAGCGCUCAAGAGCUGAUUAUUUAUUCGUUGUUGGCCACUAUCCAGUUUAUUCGAUAUCUGAGCAUGGCUCACUGAAUUGCUUGAUUGAAAAAUUGAAGCCACUUUUGGAAAAAUAUCACGUCACGGCAUACGUUGCUGGGCAUGAUCACACGCUGCAACACAUUGUCACCGAAUAUUCGUUAUCAGAAAACGCAGAAAAAAUCCCACUUCACUAUGUUAUUAGUGGAGCUGCAUCCCGCUCAGACCGAUCGGUUAAACACAUUGAUACAGUACCUCAAGGAUCACUACAUUUCAACUAUCCAACAGGGUUCAAUCCAUUCUCACAAAUUGGUUUCUCGAAUGGUGGUUUUAUUUAUGUGGACAUGGACAGUGAAAAAGCUAUGUUUAUAUUUUAUAAUGGCAAAGGUAAAGAGAAAUACUCUUGUAUCGUUAUACCUCGGAGGGAAUUUACAGUGAACGAAACGAAGAAAUAA